AUGACCGACCCUCUGAUAUUGCACCGCUUCCUGCAAGAAGGGGGAGCAAAUUCUGCCACUGCAACAAAUGCCCCAACCACCGCUGACGCAGUUGAACCGACCAGUCCCAACGAUACGGCUGUUCUCGUCAACACACUGCUGAUUUAUGGAAUCCUUUUCAUAAUCAUUUCACUCCUUUUCUGCUGGUUGCGACUUCGGAAUCCUCGUGUCUACAAUAUCCGAGGAUGGGUGAAAGAUAUUAGAUGCAAACUGGCCAAGAAUCAGUUUGGAUUCUUCAGCUGGGUCUUUGAGCUGAAUGACAUUCCCGACAAGCAAUUUAUGGAACAGUGUGGAAUGGAUGCAUUAUGCUUGGUCAAGAUACUGCGAUGGGCAUUCAAGGUGUCAGCCGUGAGCGCUCUAAAUGCCUUGUGGCUGAUCCCUGUUUAUGGGUCUAGUAAAGAUUCACCGGAAACGGCCUACAUCACCGAUUACAUUGCCUCCAUUACCGUGUCACACGUGCCACCAGGCAGUCCGAGGUUGAUUGCAACCACCAUUGCUACCUACAUUGUCUUUGGGGCUGCCUUGUACUUCUUAUACCAAGAGUUUGACUGGUUCCGACAACACCGCUUCCGAUGGUUGCAUCAGGCCAAACCAAGAAACUACACAGUCUACGUUCAUGGGAUCCGAGACGAGUUCAAAGCAGACUAUGAUUUGGCGGACUAUUUUCAAGAGAGCUUUGGUCUCGGUCGGGUACAAGAAGCUCAUUUGAGACUCGACACACCCGAACUGCUCGAAAUGACCAUGAAACGACAGGCUCUUAUCAAAAAGCUAGAGCAUGCCAUCAAUAUCCAACAAGUCAAGAACGAAACACCAACUCACAAAGUCAAUGGGGUACAAGUGGACUCGAUUGAAGCUUACGCCGACGAGCUGCAAGAAAUGAACCGAGAGAUUACCGAAAGAAUCGAGUUUUUGGAAAUUGGAGGGUACGAUUCAGACGACACAGAAGCUCAAAUGAUGGAGAGUGCACGUCACGCCGAGGGAGGCCCGUUGGAUGGAGGUUUCUUGACUUUCUACAAUCUCAGCAGUACUCAAGCUGCACGACAAAUGAAUCACGCUCGAAUGCCAUUUGAGAUGCAGGUGUGGGAAGCUCCAGAUCCUGAAGAUGUUCUUUGGCCAAAUGUGGGCAAGAAACAUGCUGAAAUUCAGGUUGGCAAACUAACAUCCUUGGUCCUGACAAUCACAAUCUGCUUGCUUUGGACUAUUCCAAUCAGUUUCUUCUCCGGGUUAUCAUCCGUUGAGGGAAUGGAAGAACAGUUCGAUUUCAUCAAGGAAGCAAACGAAAAGUACCCUGCUCUUAGAGCAAUCUUGGCACAACUCGCACCUUUCUUGGUUGUCAUUGUCAAUGCGCUGCUUCCUGUCAUUUUGAAGGCUCUUUCCGUAAAGGAGUGCCACAUCUCCAACGGGGCGGUCCAAGCCUCUUUGUUUACCAAACUCUCCUAUUUCAUGGUGAUUCAAACAUUCUUCGUGUCGGCACUCGCAGGGAGUCUUGUGUCGCAGUUGUCUCUCCUGGCCGAACAGCCAACCCUCAUUGUGGAAGUAUUAGCAAACGAGCUCCCAACAAAAUCUACGUUCUUCAUCCAGCUUGUAUUCAUCAGCACGGUGCUUGGCCUGGGCAUUGAACUGUUAAGGGUUGUCCCUGUCAUUAUGGCUUCCCUAAGAGGAUGUUUGGGCCCCAACUUGACCGAAAAAGAGCGCAACCAACCAUGGCUCUUCUUCAAUCCCCUUGCGGUGCCACCAGUCUUCAACCAUGCUUCAGUGCUGUCCAAUGUGGUCUUGUUUUGCAUGAUCUUGUUUGUUUACGCAGUGAUUGCACCGCUGACUGCUAUCUUUAUGGUGCUAAGUUUUCUGGUUCUCGCUGCCGGUUAUCGUCACCAGUUGAUUUACAUUUACCCUGCUACUCAGGAGAGCGGCGGAAGACUUUGGAUGAGUUUUGUGGGCAUCAUCCUGAAUUGUAUGCUCGUGGCUGAAAUCGUUAUUAUUGGUCUCCUUGCAUUGAAGCAGAGUGCAGUGGCAGCGAUCCUUGUGGCCCCAGUCAUUGCAGUUACAAUGUUGUUCAAGUCCUAUAUCAACCAAAGACACUUUCAGUCGAUGGAGUGCUUGCCAUCACAUGAAUGCCACAGGAAGGAUAUUUCCAGUGACUUUUACAUUACGGAGAGCUUUGAAGACUUGUACGUUCAACCAGAGUUGCUAGUCAAGGAAGCGUUUCCUGAGAAUGCCUCUGGCAAACUCCGCAAGAUGAUCUCCCUGGUGGAAAGAAGGAAGCCAAGCAAGAAAAAGAAACGAAGGAAGAGAGGACUCCCCCAGGAAGUGAAAGGGGGAAGAGGAGGGGGGGGGACCCCGCCUGCUAGCAUUUGA
Seminavis robusta is the source of this 2394-nucleotide messenger RNA. Lineage: Eukaryota; Bacillariophyta; Bacillariophyceae; Naviculales; Naviculaceae. The record is from the annotation of a GenBank genome assembly.